Messenger RNA from Girardinichthys multiradiatus, 3404 nucleotides. It is a transcript of the gene arsj, whose product is annotated as arylsulfatase family, member J. The transcript has 2 exons. The record is from RefSeq and is a predicted model, not a curated record. Bases 8 to 1723 code for a protein of 571 amino acids. NCBI's taxonomy places the organism in Eukaryota, Metazoa, Chordata, Actinopteri, Cyprinodontiformes, Goodeidae.
GUGAAGCAUGUUCCUCCGGUGGCCGCUGGUGGCUUUCCUCCUCAGCUUCAUCAUCUCUCCGGCAUGGAGCGUCCAGCACAUGUCGUGGGAAAACUGGAAGUCCACGCUGCGUAACAGGGGAGAUGAGUUCGAGGAGCCGACCUCCCAGCCGCAUAUCGUCUUCAUCCUGGUGGAUGAUCAGGGCUUUCGGGAUGUUGGGUACCAUGGCUCCGAGAUCAAAACCCCGAAUUUGGACCGACUGGCGGCGCAGGGAGUCAAGUUGGAGAAUUACUACGUUCAGCCGCUCUGCAGCCCGUCCCGGAGCCAGCUGAUGACUGGCAGGUAUCAGAUCCAUACAGGCCUCCAACAUUCUAUCAUUCGAGCCACCCAGCCCAACUGCCUUCCCUUGGAAAACAUCACCCUUCCCCAGAAGCUCAAAGAAGCAGGCUACUCCACCCACAUGGUGGGGAAGUGGCACCUGGGCUUUUACAAACGUGGCUGCCUUCCCACCCAGCGUGGUUUCGAUACUUUCUUUGGAUCCCUGCUCGGAAGCGGUGACUACUACAGUCACUACAAAUGUGAAGGCCCUGGUAUGUGUGGCUAUGAUCUGUAUGAAGGGGAAGAGGCUGCUUGGGAACAGGACCGUGGUUUGUACUCUACUGUGAUGUUCACUAGAAAGGCUGUCAGUAUCUUGGCCAGUCACAAUCCUCACAUACAACCCUUGUUUCUUUACUUAGCUUACCAGGCAGUUCAUUCUCCGCUGCAAGUUCCUGCUCGCUAUCUCGAGCGCUACAAGGGAAUUCCAAACCCACAUCGGCGUAAAUAUGCGGCCAUGGUUUCCUGCCUUGAUGAAGCCAUUCACAACCUCACUCUAGCCCUAAAGCAGUUUGGUUAUUAUGACAACACGGUUAUAGUGUACUCCACAGACAACGGGGGCCAGCCAUUAGCUGGUGGAAGUAACUGGCCCUUGAGGGGGAGUAAAGCCACCUAUUGGGAGGGUGGCAUCAGGGGAGUGGGUUUUGUUCACAGUCCCCUGUUGGUAAAAAAAGGGUCAAAAUGUCAAUCUUUGGUCCACAUAACUGACUGGUUUCCUACUCUGGUGACCCUGGGUGGGGGCACCUUAGAUGAAGAUCUAAAUCUGGAUGGAUAUGAUAUUUGGGAGGCCAUUAGUGAAGGUCGGCCUUCACCUCGCUUAGACAUUUUACAUAACAUCGACCCAAUUUACACCAAAGCCAAGAAUGGCUCUUGGAAGGCGGGAUAUGGUUUAUGGAACACAGCCAUCCAAGCUGCGCUCCGAGUUGGCCACUGGAAGCUACUGACCGGUGUGCCGGGCUACAGCGACUGGGUGCCUCCACAGACUUUCUCCAAUCAGCGGCUAACCACUCGCCAUCAUAAUGAACGUGUGCGUUGGGACAGAGGUAAAUCUGUCUGGCUGUUCAACAUCACAGCUGAUCCUUAUGAGCGAAUAGACUUGUCUCAGCGUUACCCACAUAUAGUGAAAAAGAUGCUGAUGCGGUUGGUGCAUUACAACAAGACCGCUGUGCCAGUACGCUACCCAGCCAAAGACCUACGCUCCAACCCUCAGUACAACGGAGGGGUGUGGGGACCCUGGUAUAAGGACGAGAAGCAGGAGCGAGAGGAUGAGGAGGAGGGAUACAAUAACUUGUUUAAACACCAUUUUGGUAAAAGAAGGUGGAAAAUUAAAUCAAAGAAUAAAAAGCUGAAACGCAAAGCAGAACAUUAGCUUAAAGCAUUUAUUAUAAAGCCUCAGACUGCCUUUACUCAGGGAUUCUAACUCCAGGCUGCCUAACUGGACUUCACAAUACACUGCAGUGAAAAAGUGUUACAAAUUUAUGCUUUCUAGUCUCACUUAAAUAUUUCAGAUCAUCAAACACAUUUUAAUAUCACACAAAGAUAACAUGAUUAAAUACAAAAAGCAGUUUUCAAAUGAUGAUUUCAUUUAUUAACCUCUUAAGGUUAAUAAAAGGGGCGUGACAUAGCUUUUAUUAACUGACCCUUUUUUACAGCAACUUAAACACUCACCUUUCUAACAAGGAAUAACUUGUCUUUCUAGCACCUUCUCUGGUGAUGUAAUUUGCUUGCACAUUACAGUCUGCUGGUUGCUGUCUGACGGCUGCUAGCUUGCAUGCUACUGCGUUAGCUUUCAGUUAUGUUUCCAACAUUACAUUUUGAUGAUACACAGGAUAAAUGUCAUAACCAAAGGUUAUGUCAUAUGCAGGACUCCAACAAUGGAAAUCAGCACAUUUAUUUGACCAGAUUCUCUUUCCUUUUUAUGAGGUGAAAAACACAUUAGUUAAGGUUUUGGCACCCUUUGCUUAACUGCCAUUUCCGUCUGGCACAUUGCCCUCUAAAGCUUUUGUGGAACAUAUAUGCUUCAACUUAUUCAGUCCAAAUUUGCAGCAGUUAUAUUGAAGAUGUGGAUGAAUGCAACCGGGGGAUCUCCUCGGAAUUCCAUAAUGUUUUGCAAUGUUCAUUUAGAAAAAACUUUUGGCGAGGCUCAAAAAUUUAAAUUUUUUUCUUUGUUUAAUCACAAAUAUGUCAAACAUAGUAACAGUUACAAUAGUGGUUCCACUGGAAAAACAUAAUUUUUUGUCUUACCUUUACACAGAUCAAACAUUUGCAUGUAGGCCUAAUAACUGUGAAACUAUACUUGAUAUAUUUAAAGUAAUUUCUGGCGGAAAUUCCUCUAAAACCUCUUAGGGCUUAACAGGUUAAAGGGAAAAAGCUAUCCAAAACAACAUGACUAUAUGUGAAAACAUAAUUACCUCCUAAACAUAAUAACUGGUUGUGAUGGCAACUACUGCCAUCAGUAACUGGUAAUAACUGGCCCAUGCUUUUUUUCUUUAUUAAAUGAAAUCAUCAUUUGAAAAAAAUUACCAAAUAAUAAAAGCAGAAGAAAUCUGAAAGGGAGUACCCUAAAUACUUUUUCACAGCACUACAGUGUAUUAAAUGUGCUGAUGGAGCUUUCAGAGUGCCUGACAAUGACUUGUUCAAAUACUGACGCCAUGCCCAGACAGUAAAGACCUCAGUUCAGUGUUUGGAGCAUUUAAUUGUGGCUUUUUUUUGUAGAAUCUAUUACAUGAAUGAACUGUUGUCACUUUAAUAAUUCAUGUUUCACUUACAGUAGAACAUCCAUUUUUUCUUUUGUCAGUUACCAUAAAUACAGUGGUAGUAAAGUAAGAGGUAGUUCUAUCAUGUUGUUCAUUGUGGUGCUACAGUAUUGUCCUAGCAGAUGUAGGAUUCAUGUGAUGUUUGUGAUCAAAUAUGUUGAUUUUUAUAAGUACACUCUGUUUGUGCUUUAGAACAAUAGACUUUGUUCCUUCUUUCAGAAGACUUGCGUUUGGUCGGGCACCAGGCCAACCUGAAUCUAACUCAAGGAGAGAAAUAAAGCCUUAGGCAUUGAA